This is a messenger RNA of Saccharomyces paradoxus, 3924 nucleotides long. RefSeq names its product Rho family guanine nucleotide exchange factor TUS1 (gene TUS1). Lineage: Eukaryota; Fungi; Ascomycota; Saccharomycetes; Saccharomycetales; Saccharomycetaceae. The transcript has a single exon. Gene Ontology annotation, molecular function: guanyl-nucleotide exchange factor activity. The record is from RefSeq and is a predicted model, not a curated record. The coding region runs from base 1 to 3924 and encodes 1307 amino acids.
AUGUAUCGAUAUAAUAAGAGUUCUCCCCUUGAACGGACACCAGAAAAACGAGUAAGUCGUCACGAAAGCCAGCGUAAGAGCAUUGAAUUGCCAAAACUGCCACCAUUGAAUACGAGGAACUCCUUUUUAGAUGAUUCUGAUAAUGGAACAGACAACAUCUCAAUUGGCUGGACGCCAAUCAGCGAUACCCAGCAGUUCCAAAGUCCAGUCCCUCAGGCCUUUGCCUUUACAUCGAAACAUCAUGUCAGGGGGAACGGUACUAGCUCUUCAGAAUCUACACCUAAAUCAACGAAGUAUGUUAAGGAAAGACGGCCACCGCCACCACCACCCCUUUUGAAUUCUACUGAAUCAAUACGCAUAGACUCACCGGUGGCUUCUCCCAGAUCUCGGUCCCGGGAAAGAUCGCCUAAUAAACUACCCUUUGUAGGAGACUUAGAGGAACGGCAUCAUGUGGAUUACAUGUCUAACCAUUCCAGGAUCUUGAAAUCACCGUUUGUGAAUGGUUUUAGUUCACAUUCUUUUAAAUCUCCAACAGAUGGUGGCAAAUUGCAGGCUCAGUUCUCUGAUGAAUCAGACCUCCGGUGCCAUGAAAGAGAAAAAGCUUUACCCCCAAUUCCUUCCACUACUACCCUUUUACUAUCUCCUUUUGACGAGGAAGACUCAGAAUUUUUUACGAAGCCACCACCGCCUCUAUCAACAUCCAGAAAUAUAAGUGGGCAUAGCCGAGUAUCAGAAACCCUAGAAAGUGUUUAUUCUGAUUCAGAUUAUACUUUUAAUAACUCAAAUGCUAGGCAAAGUAGUUUUAACUCUUUACUGGGAGCCAAGCCAUUAGAAUUAGCACCAAGCAUUACUGCACCGACACAACCGUUUUCAAUCCAAUCAAUCGAUGAGCACAAGCUUUAUCAGUGUGAUAAUGUUUACCAACUAUCUGCCAUUUAUGAGUGGAUUUUGAAAGUUUAUUUUGAAUGGUAUAAUGAAUGUGUUUUCACAAAAAUCGAUCUUUUCCAAAUAGUUCAAUUGCUCUUAGAGUUUCAAAUGCCUACGAAUUUCGACCAAGAUACAAUAGACUCAAAUGUGGAUAAUAUUAUGGCUUCGCUUAUCACUCAGAAAGCAGUAAGAUUUGAUAUCAUUAACGAUGAAGAGGUAGCCGUAGUUGUGGGGGGCCUGGAUAUUGCUGGUAUCUUUUCCGAGCUAUUGCCGUGCUAUUCAUUCAUCGAUAAUACUUAUGGUUCUAACAAUUCCUUGAUUUGUUAUUCCAAUAUGUGUACACAUGGACAAAGCUCUGGCUUUAGAAAAGAAAUAAAACUUUCUGAAAUCAUAAAUAAAUCUGUUGGACUUUGGACAGAAUACUGGCACCUGACCCCAGAUGAUUUAGCAGAAAUCAAUCCUCGUGAAGUACAGAGACAAAGUUUUAUAUUCGACUUAAUUAUCUUAGAAGAAAGAUCCUUGAAUAUGGCCACUGCCGCUGUGGAAAUCUAUGGGAAACGAUUCGACAAAUCCCUACUUCCAGAUGAGCCUGAGUUCAAGGCAUUGGCAUUUGACAUCUUCGAACCUCUCAUACAAUUACAUACUGAAUUUCUUUUGACGCCAAUAUUUUGGAAGUUGAAAACAAGAGGUAAGUUUAUUGAUGGCAUUGGAAAAAUUUAUUCAAAAUGGUGUGGUGAAGCAAAGAAUAUAUAUUUGAACUAUGCGAAGGCUAUGGCAACAGUACACGAAAUAAUAAUGUGGGAGAAAAAGAAAAAGACAAGAUUUGUUGCAUGGCUUAAGGAAAUUGACAAUUCGGUUGAAAUUACAAGAUCGAAGAUGUAUCAUGACGUUAUAUUCUUUGGGGGAUUUUUCAAGUCUCUGCAGAACAUGCCUGUAACUUUGCGCUCGAUAUUGAAGAAUACAGAUCCUUCCAUGGAAGAUUAUGAAUACCUGAAAAUAGUAAUUAAGGAUGUUGAAAAGUUGAACUUUGAGGUCAAUCGGGUACAUGGAUUAGCAAUUGACCAUAGGAAACUCGUAAGAUUUUCGAAACAGUUAGUAUUAAGUACUAAUAGUAGUAAUGCAACAAGUUAUGUGAACGUCGGUGGCAGUACCAAUGUAAAUGACGGUGGUGCCAUUCAGGAUAAACUGGCCCUUGGCCUAACUUAUCCGGAAAGGAAGCUGGUACUAUCUGGGACUGUUUACAAAAAGAGGGAUUUAUGGCUGGAUCCAACCCCGGUGUAUAUCGCAUUAUUGGACAAUUGCUUGCUAAUCACAGAGGAAAUAAGUAAAGGGGAAUCUCAAAAAUAUAAGCUUAUCGAAAGACCUAUCCCUAUAGAUUAUUUAAGUCUCGAGAAGAGGAGAAUUCCAGAAACAAAUAAACAACCUCUGAGAAACUACUCUCAAAGAGAACACAAAUCUCCAAUGCAUAAUUUCUCAACGCCGAUUAGUUCCAUGAGGCCUUUACUGAAAAGUUCUGGAAAUCACAUGUCAACGACGUACGGAGAUAGGAAAACGAGUAACACUGAGAUUUCUAAUGCGAAUCCAAACACUGAUGAAUUUUCAUUUAAGAUCAGAAACACAGCCACAGGUGAAUCGUUCAAAUUUUUUACAGGAAGUGUAGAAGUACUUAACCAAUGGAUUGACGCUAUCAUGGAAUCUUUUAAAAGGAAUGCUGAAAAUCACGAUUUAAAUGCCUUUGAAUUCACAGUGUUGAGCUCUGAAUUUGCGUACUUCGACAAGGAUGCGCCGGUAAAUCUACCUGUAGCUCCAGAAGGAUCAGAAAUCGACGUAGCGCUCAAAGCUUAUGCUGAAAAAGUGGACCAGGAUUCAUGCUCAUGGAGUAAGACAACGCGGAUUCUUUGUUGUGAAGAUGUCAAAUUUGAGGGUAGAAUUUACCUAUUUGUGGCUACAACCGACGGUGUCCAUGUGAAAUUUAGAGACGAUUACAGUAAUGGCUUUGUUAAAAUAUUAGAAUUAAACGACGUCAAAAGAAUGGAAGCUAAUGUUAAGCUGGGACUUUUGUUUGUAUUGGAUAACAGGAAGCUAUGCUAUUUUAGUAUCUCAACUGUGGUGAGCCGUUGCCUGGCGCAAAAAACCCCGGCAGAUGAAAAGUUCAUUGCGGGAAUAGUAAUUAGAGAUAAGGUAAGGUUCUUCAAAAUUGCUGAUGAUUUCGGUAAUUCCAAGCAUUUAUUUUUUGAAAGAAAGGGGAAGAUAGUUAUAUUAACACCAGAAUUUGAUCAAUUGACAAAUAAAGUAAAAUAUUUUAAAUUCUACAAGGAGUAUAAGCUUCCAAGUUCAAGUAAUAACAUUCUGAAUAACGAAAUUGAGGAUAUUGCCAUAUUCAGGAAAAGUUUUGCGGUUUGUACAAAGAAAACAGUCAUACUUUAUCAAGAUUCAUUCGAGGAUAACGGAAUAGUCUUACCAUCUUUUUUGAAUGAUAAAGAAAUGAUGGCGCACUUGAGGCAUCCUCAUUUGAAUAAUUUACCAUUCAAAAAUGUUAUAGACUCCAAGAAGCGCCCCUCCAUAGAAUCGCUUACUGAAGAAGCAAAAAAGGAUAUUGCUACUUGCAAGGCUAUACCGGUGAAUUUUUUUCAAAUAUCACAGUCUAGAUUCUUUGCCUUAGUCUAUGACGAAGCCGUAGUGAAAAUAAAUUGCUACGGUGAGAUGUCUGAUUGGAGAAAGGAUAUUCUCCUACUUGACUUUUGUUGUACAGGGGCGAGCUUCCAUGGUAAUCAUUUGAUUCUUGUUGGCGAUAAUUUGAUACAGAUUUAUGACUUAAAAAAUGUUGAGCAGGACCUAGGCGAAUUAGUCCCCAUCCAGAUCAUCAAAGGAAAAAAGAUAAAGCUGGCUAGUUCAGAAAGGAGGGAGAAAACAAUUCUUGCAUUGAGUCAUCCGAAUAUACUUAAUAGACAACUAUUGGUUGCGUGCAACCCUGUAACCAUGGCAGAUCACCAAUAA